Molecule: messenger RNA, 3655 nt
Organism: Nannospalax galili (Upper Galilee mountains blind mole rat)
Lineage: Eukaryota; Metazoa; Chordata; Mammalia; Rodentia; Spalacidae
Gene: Mmd2
Product: monocyte to macrophage differentiation associated 2
Exons: 7
Coding region: 179-922 (247 amino acids)
Cellular component (GO): membrane
Molecular function (GO): pore-forming activity
Source: RefSeq, a predicted model, not a curated record
GCAAUCUGCAACUCCAGCCGGGCUCCCGGACUCAGGGCUUUGGAGGAAGCGGCUCCGGGUCUGCUCCGGCCCUGGGGCUCCCCACGGGUCCGCAGCCCUUCUAACCUGCUGCGCCUCCCGCCUAGCUCUCGAGUUGUCGCGUUCCAGCCCCGGGCGGGGUGCUGAUGGAACCGCGGUGAUGUUCGCCCUGACCAGGCUGCUGGAUUUCCAGAAAACCAAAUACGCGAGGUUCAUGAAUGACCGAGUUCCGGCCCACAAGAGAUACCAGCCCACGGAGUACGAGCAUGCAGCCAACUGUGCCACCCAUGCUUUCUGGAUCAUCCCCAGCAUCCUGGGCAGUUCCAACCUCUACUUCCUAUCUGAUGAUGACUGGGAGACCAUUUCCGCCUGGAUCUAUGGCCUUGGCCUCUGUGGCCUCUUUGUGGUGUCCACCAUUUUCCACACCGUCUCCUGGAAGAAGAGCCAUCUCAGGAUGGUGGAACAUUGUUUGCACAUGAUUGACAGGAUGGUCAUUUAUUUCUUCAUUGCUGCAUCCUAUGCACCUUGGCUGAACCUUCGGGAGCUGGGCCCCUGGGCCUCCCACAUGCGCUGGCUGGUCUGGAUCAUGGCCUCUGUUGGUACCAUCUAUGUCUUUUUCUUCCACGAACGGUACAAGCUUGUGGAGCUUCUUUGUUAUGUGGUGAUGGGUUUCUUCCCUGCCCUGGUCAUCCUUUCCAUGUCCAACACCGAGGGCAUCUGGGAGUUGGUGACUGGAGGGGUCUUCUACUGCUUGGGCAUGGUGUUCUUCAAGAGCGAUGGGAGGAUCCCCUUUGCUCAUGCCAUCUGGCACCUCUUUGUGGCAUUUGGUGCUGGUACCCACUACUAUGCUAUCUGGAGGUAUCUCUAUCUGCCAAGCACGCUGCAGACCAAGGUGUCCAAAUGAAGUGUCUGGACUCUGUGGGUCAUGUGGACUUUUGAAGCAGAGCAUCAUGGGGAAUGAACUCUAGCAUGAGCAUGGUGCCAAGGCAUCGGCCUUUUCUGGUGGAAUUCUUCAUGGGUCUGAGGUUCCAUCCAUUGACCACCAGACCACCCUUUUUGUCCCCAGCAAGAAAGCAAGCAUUUAGUCACUUCUGUGGAGGAGAAAUUAACUCAGUAAUGUGUUUCUACUUUAGACAAAUGUUUCCUACUAUAACCAAUAUUAACAUCUUCAGAAAAGGGCAAAAUGGAGAAUGACAGGCCAAGAGGUAUUUUUUUAGGGUCUUGAGGGCCUCGCUCUCAAGUCACCCAGCUUAAAGAUGGCAGGUGGAGAAUAACCCUGACCAUGGCAGACAUCACCAAUCAAUUACAGUAUGUGGCAGAAUUCAACUCAGAGCCCUGGACAGAUAUUGCUAGUCCAUUCUGUACUCAUGGUGGAGCCCCUUGGCUUAUCUGGCCUGGCGUGUUCUGAGGCAGGAUCAAGGCAGAGCAGUUAAAAGUCACUGUGUACCGGAGCAUGCUUAUCUCCUGAGACCAUUGCCUUCUGUGCCCUCCUUCUUCUUUCUACCUUUGAAAAAGUUCUUGGAGUUGGUUGUUUGUGAGCAGUGUGGGGAGACUGAGGCACACUUGAAGCAGCUCCUGACUCUUCUCCUCACCAGAACUGGUUCUUGGUCCAGGAGAAGCAAAGAGCUAGGAUGAAGAUGCUGCUGCUGGGCCAUUUCUUCUCAUUCUGAAAAAUCCAGAGAAAUGGUGAGGCUGUGUGGUCAUUAAUGGGCUCCAGCAAGGCCCUCAACUUGCUCCCUGUCAAGGGCUCAUGAUGCCAAUUUUUGGAUUUUUCUCUUGGUGCCAUGAAGUGGCUCUCUGAGGCCCCUCUGAUGGGCCCAGGGGCUGGGUCUCUGCCUCAUCGGGACAGGCAGAAUGUCUGCACACUUCAACCCUUGAAGUGCCCUGUUGCUAACAGCACAGCAGCCAGGGGCCUGUCCUCAACCCCCUCUACUGCUGGGCUAGCCUCGCGUCAAGUGGACAUUGGCUGAGGGUGGAGCAGCUGGCCUGGCUCCUGACCUGAACUCACAGCUUGGAAUCUCUGGAUAGAAUCUGUCUUGAAUUCCAAGGUCCUGUCCUACAACUCCCAACCAGAUGAGAGUGGGUGAGGGUGGGCAAAGACAGGGUGCCUUACACUUUGUUCUAGCACAUUCCAGGUAUUUGGGGGCUCUAGCACCUGGAAUCCCAUAUGUCCAAGCCAGUAUUAAAUUUUGAUGCACUUGUUGGACAGAUGGCUUUGGAGAUAGUGAGCUUUGAGACUGGUUUUGUCUACCUGCAUGUACAUGUGAGUGUGUGCAUGAGUGAGCACAUGUAUGAGUGUGUGCCCGAGUGUGUGAAUAGGAGUGUGCGUGUGUGGCUGAGUGUGCAUGAGUGUGAGUGUAUGUGUGUGCACGAGUGAGCGAAUAUGUGCCAGAAAGUGAGCACAUGUGUGUGCAGAAAUGAAUGUGUAAAUAUGUGUGAGUGUGUUCACAUGUGAACAAGUGUGUACAUGUAUGAAUGUGAAUGUGUGCAUGAGAGCAAGCAGAUGUAUGUGUAUGUGCAUGACUGUGUGAAUAUGAGUGUGAAUGUGAGCAUGUGUAUGAGUGUAUGCACGACUGAAUGGGAGUGUAUGCAUGAGUGAGUUGCAUGUUUAACGUGUGUGUGCAUGAAUGUGAAUGAGUGUGAAUGUGUGUGCAUCUUUGAACAUGUGUGUAUGCAUGAAUGUUAGCAUGUCACGUGAAUGUGUGUGCAUGUGUGUGAGCAUAGGUGUGGGACCAUACAGGACUUUCGGUCCCUGGAAACUAUCUUGGGUAACCCUGUCCCCUGAUCUCCCCGUGUUUCCUCCAGCUGUGGUCCUGGCUGGGGAUAGAGAGAAGGGCUGGGGAGAACCAGCUGCUGAUGGGCUGGGACACUGAGACUGGCCUCCCUCUAGGCCUGAGGCUGGGGAAGGGGCACCCAGGGGUUCUGGAAUGCUAUGUAGAAACUCCCUGGGUGUUGAACCAUGGCAGCCAAGAAAAUUCCAGUCACCAAGGUGCUGAUGGGAGCCAUCCAGGUUCCUGGGAACAGUGAUGUGUGCUGGGACACAGACUUCAAAGUGAUCGUGUGACCCCUUCUGAGUUCCUGAAUUAUGCCCCUAGGCUAAGCACUUGAUGCAAAUUGUCCCCUGCUACUCCACAGGAUGAAUCUCUCCUGCCCAACUCCUAUGCAUCCUUCAAAGCCCAGAUCCUCAUUGAGGAGCUUGUGGACUUUGUGUGGUUCUGUGCUCCCCCUGACCACAGCUUAGAGCCCUGUCUGUUACCCAGGUACUAUGAAAGACUGUGUCUUGCUAAAUCUGGGAUCAAAUCUGGCCUUCUAUGUUGAUGAGAGUUUAGACCAAUCUCCUGCCCUCUGUGGGCCUCAGUGUCCUCAACUGUAAAAUGAGCUCAAUAAGACGGAACCUUGUAGGGCUGUGUGAAAAAAGCAACAGGAUCAUAAAUGUACAAUUGGGCUGGUGAGAUGGCUCGGUAGAUAAGGGUGCUUGCUGCCAAGUCUGAAGACCCGAGUUCAAUUCCUGAACCACAUGGUGGAAGGAGAGAAUGGACUCUUGCAAAUUGUUCUCUGUCUUUUACACACGCACGCAUGUGUGCACACACAAUAAACAAACAAACAAACAAAUAAAUAAAUAAAUUUGCCACUUUCA